Humulus lupulus (European hop) is the source of this 2253-nucleotide messenger RNA. RefSeq lists its product as uncharacterized. The transcript has 5 exons. The record is from RefSeq and is a predicted model, not a curated record. Lineage: Eukaryota; Viridiplantae; Streptophyta; Magnoliopsida; Rosales; Cannabaceae. Bases 1 to 2253 code for a protein of 750 amino acids.
AUGAAGAAGAAGAGAGUGGCACGAAAGCCAGUUUUCCAAACGCCUGAUCGAGGUUCGAAAGUUGCUUCUCACGAAGGAGAAGAUGUAGAGGAAGUUGCUAGUUCUUCAGCUGGAUUGGAUCUAAUUGCAGAAGUGGCGAAUUCAGGGGAAAUCAGUCAGACUAAUAGCAGUCGUGAGCGUCCGUCUGGUUCGAAGGUUGAUACGAAUAUUCAGCACAGCUCGAGCUGGGCUAAGGAGGUGGAGUCGAAACCUGAAUCUGAGGUAGGCCAGGGUCAUUACCAAGAAUCAGCAAAGACUCAUUGGAAAUCCUUUUCUAAGGAGAAUAUGUUCAUGCGUGAUCCAAUGCUCUCCUAUUCUGAACCUCUGAUCAAGGAUGGGAUGAAGAUAGCUCAAGUGGAUCCAGAGGAGGUGGUGAUGCAAGCUGCUAACUGGAGUUGGGCUGUUAUCUGCAUGGUUUUGGGAGCAAAUCCUCCUAUGGCUAUGUUUGAGGGUUUCAUCAAGCGAAUUUGGGGACACCUUGGGAUUGCUCAAGUGGCUAGAAUGACAAUGGGUUUGAUUAUGGUUAGAUUCAAUGAUGAUGCUACUAGAGAUCAGGUUCUAGAGCCAGGGGUGCUUAAAUUUGAUCGAAAGCCUGUCAUCAUCAAGCCUUCGACUACAGAUCUGAACACUCUUAAACUUGUACAAUCUGUGCCCUUAUGGAUCCAUUUACACGACUUAGGUCUUCAGUACUGGGGGAACAAGAGCUUAAGUGCCUUAGUUAGUACUGUUGGGAAACCAAUCAUGGUGGACCAACAUACUAGAUAUCGUACUAGAAUUCAAUUCGCUAGGGUCUUGGUUGAGAUGGACAUUACGGACUCUCUUCCUCGUAUUAUCCAAUUUCUAAAUGAACAUGGACAACUAGUGGAGCAGGGCAUCGAUUACGAAUGGCUUCCUGUGAAGUUGGAAAAGAUCAGUCAAGAAGUGCCUCUGAAUAACAAAGCUAAUGAUCUACCUACCCAAGAUAAAGAAUGGCUUAUUCCUAAAAGAACAGUGCAAUCAAAAGGGCAGGGAUCUCAUGAUUAUGAUAAACCAGGUUCAGCUAGACAGGCAGGGAGGCUAACUGGGAAUGCGUUUAGCAUUUUGCAGGAAUCAGGAACUAGUUUGGAGAAGGGUCUAGUGCCAAUUGAGGCAAAGGGAUCAGGAGUUGGAGCUUUGCUCGAAACUAAGUUGAAGGAUAAAAAGAUUAACGAGAUGAUGAUGAAUAAAUUCAGUAGUUGGGAUUUCUAUAAUAGCCCAACCAUUGAAGGUCAGGAAGAAGCUUUUUGUGUUACGUUUGUUUAUCGUUUAAACACCAUUGAUGAGAGGAAAAGCUUAUGGGUGGAUCUUUUGAGUCUUAGGUUUCCUGUGAAGCCUUGGCUGCUGCUUGGAGACUUCAAUGCAGUGUUCAAUUGUGAAGACAGAUCUGGUGGGAUUCCUAUAUCUAUAAAGGACUUGAAUGAUUCUACUUUAUGGCAAGCUCAGGCUCAUGUGGAAGCUCUUAAAAGAUCAGGCUCAUUUUUCACUUGUUCUAACAACCAAGAAGGCGCUAGUAGAAUUUAUUCUAGAAUAGACCAUGCGUUUGUUAACGAGGAAUGGCAUGAUAUUUUUCCUAACACUACUGCCCAUUUUGCUUGGGAAACUAUAUCUGAUCAUUGCUCGUGUGUGGUUGCUGCUACUAUAUCUGAGAAGAUUGGGUUUAAGCCAUUUCGAUAUUUUAAUUUUUGGGCAGAACACCAGGAAUUGAAGGAGAUAGUUUCUGCUCGCUGGGAGAAGCCUUUGGCUGUUAGGGGUUUGAAAGGUAUCUAUUAUAAACUCAUGAGGUUAAAACAUAUCCUUAAGAAGUUUAAUAAGGCUACUAUUGGAGAUGUGGGGACAGCUUUUUCUGAAGCUAGAACUAACUUCAUUGAUGCUAGACAGAAGGUGGAGAACAGGAUAGCAACUUUUAUUACUGACCAAGGUGCUGUUAAUGAUAAUUUUACUGAAGUUGUUGAUCAUUUUCUAUACCACUUUCGUGGUUAUAUGGGGAGCAGAAGCACAACUACUAUGAGGCUGAAUAUUGAGUGUAUGGAAAAGGGUGCUAGACUCAACCUGGAGCAGCAACUUACUGUUCUGAAACCUUUCUCAAACAAGGAAAUUAAGAGAGUUCUUUUCAGUAUUCCUGAUGAGAAAUCCCCCGGGCCUGAUGGGUAUGGUUCAGGCUUUUUCAAAACAAUGUGGCCAGUUUUAGGAGCUUAA